ACUGCGUAGAGUCACAGGGCGGACGGCGAGGCGAGUGAGGUUCGGCUUGGAGUGCAGCGGGGAAGCGGUUGGAGAGAAAAGAGAAGGAAGAAGCCGCGCGCUUCGCGACCGAGCCGCUCCCUCUCUUUCCCGCCGCGUCUCCGGAACGUCGUGGGGCUCCUUCCCCAGCUGUGAGCGGGCGCGCGAGACUGAGGAAAAGGGGUGAUGCGUUUCCCGCUGGCGGCCAUCUCCACCGCUCCCGCAGCCGCUGCUUCCACCGCCGCAGCCGCUGCCUCCACAGGGUCCUAGAGCAGCUCCAGAGGGGAGUUUUUCGUCCCCCGCUCCUCCCGCCUCGCCCCCACAUUGACCGGAGAGUGGGCCCUUAGUGGCGGGAUCCCUCUCGACAUGACCCGUGAAGCCAACCUCACUCAUUCCUGAGCAGCCGGCGACGCUUUUCCGCUUCUCGAGCCGACCCCCCCACCCCAGCGAGUCGGUGUGGGCGAGUGACGGGCCGUCGGAGAUGGGAGUGAACUCGGUGCACUGGUUCCGCAAGGGGCUUCGACUCCACGACAACCCGGCGCUGAGGGAGGUCACCCAGGGAGCCGACACGGUGCGCUGCGUCUAUAUCCUGGACCCCUGGUUUGCGGGCUCCUCCAACGUGGGGAUCAACCGGUGGAGGUUUCUCCUUCAGUGUCUUGAGGACUUGGAUGCCAACUUGCGAAAACUAAAUUCUCGUUUGUUUGUGAUUCGAGGACAGCCUGCAGAUGUAUUUCCUAGGCUUUUUAAGGAAUGGAACAUUUCAAAACUUUCUAUUGAAUAUGACUCUGAACCAUUUGGAAAGGAGAGAGAUGCAGCAAUUAAGAAGUUGGCCACUGAAGCAGGGUUGGAAGUCGUUGUGCAGAUAUCGCAUACUUUAUAUGACUUAGACAAAAUUAUAGAAUUAAAUGGAGGGCAGCCACCUCUUACGUAUAAGAGAUUCCAAACUCUAAUAAGUAGAAUGGAACCAUUGGAGAUGCCUGUGGAAACUAUUACUGCAGAAGUAAUGUCAAAAUGUACCACCCCAGUUUCUGAUGAUCAUGAUGAGAAAUAUGGUGUUCCAUCACUGGAAGAACUAGGUUUUGAUACAGAUGGAUUGCCUUCUGCUGUUUGGCCAGGAGGAGAAACAGAAGCACUCACGAGACUGGAAAGACAUUUGGAAAGAAAGGCUUGGGUAGCAAACUUUGAACGACCUCGAAUGAAUGCAAAUUCCCUUCUCGCAAGUCCAACAGGACUUAGUCCUUAUCUACGUUUUGGCUGCUUAUCCUGCCGCCUAUUUUACUUCAAAUUAACAGACUUGUACAAAAAGGUGAAGAAGAACAGCUGUCCUCCUCUCUCCCUCUAUGGCCAAUUGUUGUGGCGUGAAUUCUUUUACACAGCAGCAACUAACAAUCCACGAUUUGAUAAAAUGGAAGGCAAUCCCAUAUGUGUGCAGAUCCCGUGGGACAAAAAUCCUGAGGCUUUGGCCAAGUGGGCAGAGGGUAGAACAGGAUUCCCUUGGAUUGAUGCUAUAAUGACCCAGCUGCGUCAGGAAGGCUGGAUCCAUCAUCUUGCCAGACAUGCUGUGGCAUGCUUCUUAACUCGAGGUGAUCUAUGGAUUAGUUGGGAGGAAGGAAUGAAGGUAUUUGAAGAAUUGCUUCUUGAUGCAGACUGGAGUGUAAAUGCAGGCAGUUGGAUGUGGCUGUCUUGUAGCUCAUUUUUCCAGCAAUUUUUCCAUUGUUACUGUCCUGUGGGUUUUGGCAGAAGAACUGAUCCUAAUGGGGACUAUAUCAGACGGUAUCUACCUAUACUCAGAGGUUUUCCUGCAAAGUAUAUAUAUGAUCCCUGGAAUGCCCCAGAGGGAGUCCAGAAAGCUGCAAAAUGUAUAAUUGGAGUAAAUUAUCCAAAGCCAAUGGUGAAUCAUGCUGAGGCAAGUCGAUUGAAUAUUGAAAGGAUGAAACAAAUCUACCAGCAACUAUCCCGAUACAGAGGAUUGGGUCUCCUUGCUUCAGUGCCUUCUAAUGGAAACGGAAAUGGAAAUGGUGGUCUAAUGGGAUAUUCUCUAGGGGAAAAUCCCCCUGGUUGUACAGGUGCAAGCGGAGCUCAAAUAGGAACCGGUGAAGGACAUACAGGGAAUGUUCAAGCAUGUACCCUUGGAGAGACUUAUACAGGAACAAGUGGAAUUCAACAGCAAGGUUACUCUCAAGGGAAUAGUGGAAUUUUGCAUUAUGCUCAUGGGGACAGUCAAAAAACACACUUAAUGCAAAAAGGAAGAACAUCACUUAGUGUUGGAGUGUGUACUGGGAAACGCCCAAAUCCAGAAGAAGGAACUCAGAGCAUUGGUCCAAAAGUCCAGCGACAGAGCAGUAAUUAAUGGGGUAAAACUGAGUUGUGAAAGAAAUGGUUGAUAAAAUACAUUCUAGUCUCACAAAGAGGAACUAAGUGUGCCUGCUGCAUAUUUGGGAGUAUAACUUCCAGUGAAGAAGUGGACCAAACACCCUUGCACCUAAAAUCCUCUGUGGCAGUGGCCAAGAACUCCCUGCCAUUAAUUUCAUACUUCUAGCAGUCGUAUAAGCUUAUCCUGAGUGUGACUUGUAUUCAUCUAGUUUAUAGACACCUAGUUUCUGUUUUUCCAUUGAAUUGUGAAUUAAUGUGGUGUUUUUUUUCUUUGAAUUGAAUGCUGAGAGAUAAAAAUAUUCACUUGAAACCCACUAGUCAUUUGUGUAAUAUCUUGGGUAAUGGGCAGUAUUUAUUUUGUUUUCUUGAAAAUAUUUGUUAAUUUUUAUGCACACCAAUUUAUUUUUAUACUGGGAUCUUUUUAAAAAAUUAUUUCAUCUGUUGGUAUUUUCUGCAGAUGACUCUUUUCUUUCCCCUAAGCUUUUGUAGCCUAAGCAGUUUGGUAUUUUCUUAUUUUAUAUUCAUUUUUCUCCUUUCCCUUAAGAUAGACUAGAUGCAUUCAGGCUAAUCUAUGACUACAUUGCACAUAUGUUUACCUAUGUAGCUUGGAGCAUUUUUCUCUUUGGACUUGAAAGUUCUUGUAUUGCUUCAUGUGCAUCAAAAGCAAACUUACCAAUCAGUUUAGAAUAAUUAGCCAUGAACGUCUUUUGUUCAGAAAAAGCUUAGGCUAUCCUUUCCUUCUUGAGGUUUGGGAAGGGUGUGAUUUCUAAAGCAUUCUGAGCUAACAGCUUCUUAGAAAAGAUGGAGAGCUUAGACCAUUGAAGAGCUCCAUCUUUAUCUCUUGGAUAGAUGUCAAGAAAAGUUAAUAAAAUAUUUAUUGCCGAUUUUUUACCAUCUGGCACACAACAGUGGAAUAACCUAUUUUCUGGGUCCCCAGCAUGGUGCAGGUGCAAGAAGCUGACAUGUACCUUGAUGCCCACCAAGCAUACUACCUAAUUUUAAAAAAAAACAGGAAGCCAGCAUGCUGCAGAACAUCAGCUUCAGGCAUAAUUUCUGUCUCUAUGCUUGACAUACAGAGGCAUUAUUCACAAAUAGAUAAUGGAUGGCUAUAGUGCAUUGUUUUGUUACGUUCUGGUAACAAAACAAUGAUAUCUUCUGAUUUGGUAUCUUCUGAUUGACCAUACCCACUAUUGUAACAAAUUUGUGAGAGUGCCUGUAAAAUACUCUUAAAAUUUCAAAUAGGCCCACUAUCCCAGAAAGAUUUGUGACCCCACUGGUUGUAUUUUUGAUUUAUACCUAAAAUAAUACAGUCAUAAAGAGUUGCUUCGGCGGUUCUAUAGCACUGUAAUGUAGCACGAACCCAGUAUUAUGGAUUUAACAUGUUAUCAGACUUCACUGAUCAUUGCCUCUGCUACAAAUUCAGUUCCUCCCUCCCUCCCCAUUAUCCAGUCAGUAGCAUCCAUUUGUCCAGUGCUAUUUCUGUGGUUUUUUUCUCACUGUGUAUGUGCACAAUCCUUGAUUUCAGUAGUCGAAAUAUAUCAGUAUUUGCAUUUUUAAGCCAAAGAGGUCUUUUGCUGCAAACAUAUAGACCUUAAGUUUAUUUAUGGAAGUUAUUUUUUGAUGUAGCAUUGCAUGGAGCCAGUAAGUUUUAAGUUGGUAGUUCAAGUACUUCAGUUUAAUAUAAGACACCAGUCUCAUACCUUUUUAAAAAGAGUUUUUUUCCCAUUUGUAACUGUAAUAAGUUCCCAGAUGUUUCCUCUACUCAGCUUUGAUAGCAAAUGUUCAGCUGCAGUCUUAUUCACACUUAGGGUAAGGUUACAUGCGUGUAGAUCCAGUUAAACUCAUUAGGGCUUUAUUCAUAGUUGUACAAAGGACUGCGGUAUUUUUUAACAUACGUAAUUUGGCGCGCAGGAUCCUUUUCUUUCUUGUCUUUGUUGCCAUAGUUGACAUGUGUUGUUAACUGCUUACUGAAAUCCCUGUAUUUAUUUCCUUUGCCUCUUUUCUGCUUCUUUUUGUCUCCCCCCCCCCCCAACUUUUGGAUUUGUCAUUGCUAAAGGCGCUACAUUUUGGAGUCUUUAUAGCACCUUACAAUCCAACUUCUACCAUCUGCCAGUCAAGUAUUACAAGGAGAGAGAGUUUGUAUUUUUAGUUAAAAAGCAAAUAACUAAAAAUAAUUUAAAACAUACUUUGCUAAUUACUAGAUAACUUUUCAGACUCAACAAGCAUAGGAACUACUUUGAAUAUUAAUUAGCAAAAUAUAUUAAAAGGUUUCUUGAAUUAUUUCCUAAUGGAUUGAUUUAUUUUUGUCUUACAGCAUUGCUGAAAGGGAAGGAUCCACACCCUAAUUUUCAGUUUUUGUGAGAUGCUUGUAUUAAAAUAUGCAUUUUCAUACAUUUACUUUCAGACAGUCUGAAUAGUUCUAAACACUAUGAAUUUUUGGACUGUAUUGUUUCUAACUGGCCUUUCUAUGGUUUUUAAAAUUUUAAAUGACUUUCACUAAGGACAAAUAGAGAUUUGUAAAUAACGCGUUUGACAAUGAGUUUAGUAGCAAUGUAAAUAUAAGCAUUCAUGAUUAGUGAUAUUCAUCUAUUUUUGAUAUUUCAUGUAUGGCUUUCAUAGGUUUCAUAGAUAGAUAUAAAAUAGAUAAUGUCUGAACUACAGUGUUGGUCCUUUUUACAUCUUUUUUUUUUUAAUUUGGAACAGAAUUUUUGACCACUUCAUGAUCUAGGCUCUCACUUUUCAAAUGUCUUAUUUGCCAGUGUAUAAAAUAUACUAAAGAUGUUAAUUUUGAAAACCAACUGUAUAUAAAACCUUUAUGCCAAUAUUUUUGUUAAAGUACAAAACUGUCACGAACAUGUGUUCCAUCCUUGUGUUUCCCACUGCCUUUGUGUAAUCAGUGAGGAUGCUUGAUUAAUAAAAAAUGUGUAUAUUCAGAUUAUUUAGCCUGCA
Candoia aspera is the source of this 5340-nucleotide messenger RNA. RefSeq names its product cryptochrome circadian regulator 1 (gene CRY1). Gene Ontology annotation, molecular function: DNA binding; FAD binding. Lineage: Eukaryota; Metazoa; Chordata; Lepidosauria; Squamata; Candoiidae. The record is from RefSeq and is a predicted model, not a curated record. The transcript is spliced from 13 exons. Gene Ontology annotation, biological process: entrainment of circadian clock by photoperiod; circadian regulation of gene expression; negative regulation of DNA-templated transcription. Bases 500 to 2368 code for a protein of 622 amino acids. Gene Ontology annotation, cellular component: cytoplasm; nucleus.